Messenger RNA from Coffea arabica (coffee), 6414 nucleotides. The record is from RefSeq and is a predicted model, not a curated record. NCBI's taxonomy places the organism in Eukaryota, Viridiplantae, Streptophyta, Magnoliopsida, Gentianales, Rubiaceae.
UCGGGGAAUCUUUCACUCAUCCCUUCUUUAAGUUUAACACAUUUGCAUCCGAGACUUUAAACUAUUCUAAUUAUUGUUAUCAUAAGCAGUAUUUUUGCUUUAACAUGUCAAGACCCGACCAAAAGCCAAGGGAAAAAGCCAAAAAAAAUGUACUGCUAGAAUAUAAUAAUUCUUCGGUGGAGACUAGGAAAUUUCGUUUUGGGAAAAAAAUGAAAGAUAAGUAAUGGCUUCAGUGCUUUCUUUGUAACUCAUAGAUGUUGAAUUUUGCUCAUCUCUGGCUGCAAAAAGUAGUCCAACUAUUCAACCAAAGCACUUUACCUUCAUCUGUUAGAGUUUCCCUUGAAGAUGGCUGAAGCUGCACUCAGUUGUGUUAGUGUAAUCUUGAAUAAGAUACUUCCACUUACUGCCGACGAGAUCAGCCGGGCAUGGGGUGUAAAGAAAGACCUUCAGAAGCUCUCCAAGAAAGUAGAGAUGAUGGAAGCUUUGAUUUCUGAUGCUAAAUGCAAGCAAUCAACAAGCAAAGCCGUGCAGCUGUGGCUCAAAAGGCUCCAGUCCAUAGCACGUGAUGCUGAGAUCGUGUUGGAUGACUUUGGAUAUGAAGUUCUGCGGCACAAGGUUGAGAAUCGGAAGCGCGACAAGGUACGCAACUUCUUUUCUUCCUCAAAUCCUAUUUCCUUUCGUCUAGAGAUGGUUAACAAGAUCAAGAAUGUUAGCGCAUCUCUAGAGGAAGCUUACAGGGAAGCAAAUCAAAUAGGGCUUCAUCCAGUUCAGCUAACCAUGGCAUCUGCUGAUCACAAAGAGGAUCGGUUGACUGUUCCUUUUGUGGACGAGUCAGAAAUGGUGGGAAGGGAAGUUGAGGUAUCUCGAGUUGUAAGUAUGUUAAUUAGCUCAGACUAUAAGAAGGAUUUACCUGUCAUCUCAAUAGUUGGGAUGGGUGGCCAGGGUAAAACAACCCUUGCACAGAUGGUGCUAAAAAAUGACAGUGUAGCGAAGCAUUUUGAUAAAACAAUAUGGGUUUGUGUGUCUGACGAUUUCAGAAUGGAAAGGCUGUUGAAUGAGAUGCUACAAUCCCUCGAGGGGAAAAGUGCUGAGACGACAAACAAGGAAGCAUUGGUGAGGAAGCUUCAAGAGAAUUUGAAAGGAAAAAGGUACUUGCUUGUGCUUGAUGAUAAUUGGAAUGAGAAUCGAGAGAAAUGGGAUGGCAUGAGGAUAUGUUUGUUGGCAAUUGGGGGUGCUCCAGGAAGCAAAAUAUUGGCUACCACACGUAGCGAUGAGGUAGCCUCAGCAAUGCAAACAUCUGGUUUGCAUCAUCUAGACAUCCUCAAAGGUGAUCAUAGCUGGAUGUUGUUUGAAAAACUAGCAUUUGCAGACGGUGGUGCAACAAAGACUCAAGAUCUGGUGGACAUUGGCAGAAGGAUACUGAAAAAGUGCGGUGGCGUGCCAUUAGCGAUCAAAGUGAUUGGGGGUUUGUUGUAUUCCAAAAAGAAUGCCUCGGAAUGGUUGACAAUCGAGAGAAGUGAAAUAUGGAACGAGUCGACCAAUAUUGCAAAUGGAGUCAUUUCUGUCCUGAAGCUGAGUUACGAGAACUUACCUUCAUGGUCAGUGAAACAAUGCUUCGCAAGCUGUUCCAUUUUCCCGAAGGACGUUGACAUGGAAAAAGAAAGCUUGAUACAGAUUUGGAUGGCCCAGGGAUUGAUUAAUGAUGCUAAGGGAGGAGGAGGCCAUUUGCAAAUGGAGGAUAUAGGCAGUAAGUAUUUCAACGUAUUGCUUCGGAGUUCUUUGUUGCAAGCUGGUUAUAAGAAUUCUACUGAUGGAAUCUGGAGCUGCCGGAUGCACGACCUUGUGCAUGAUCUUUCACUGCAAGUGUCGAAUAAUCGUUUCUUAAAUACGGAGGAUGGCAUGGAAGUCAGUCAUGAUGAUGAAGUUAUGCAUUUGACCGUCAUUAAUCUGAGUCGAAGGAAGGUGUUAAAGAAUAUCGAAGGGAUUCCUCCAAAUUUGCAAACGCUUUAUCUUUUGGGUCAUGGUAUUAUGCUCGAAGACAUCUUGGAAAGGUCUAGAUACCUUUGUGUAUUAAAUGUAGUCUGCUGGGAUGUUACUCAUCUCCCGAAUGCAGUGGGUGAUAUGAAACAUUUAAGACAUCUUGAUAUCCGUGAAACUCGUAUCACCGCUCUGCCAGAUUCGGUCACAAAGCUCUACAAUUUGAUGACCUUGAAAGUACAUUGCUUGGAAGAGAUACCUAAGAAGUUUAGCAAUUUAAUUAACUUGAGGCAUUUUCAGUUUUCUGUAAGGCGGGUCGGAUGUUUGUUCCCUGGAAUCGGGCAGCUGGCUAAUCUUCGGACGUUGCCCCACUUUAGGGUAAGCCAAGCCAAGGGAUGUCAACUUGAGGAGUUGGAACACUUGCGCAACCUCGGAGGCGAGUUAAGAAUAUAUGGACUCGAAAAUAUGAGCAGCUUUGAAUCCGCAGCAAAAGCAAAGUUGUCCGAAAAAUCAAGCAUUCAAGGUUUAACACUUUCAUGGAAUGGCACGAAAGAAGAUUGCGACGACAACAAUAUCAACAGUGUCAUGGAAGGUCUCCAACCUCACCCAGACUUGAAACGUUUAGCCAUUAGUGGUUUCAAAGGUUCAAGGUUGCCGUCGUGGAUGGUGGCAAAGGAUCACUUGAUGGUACUCCUUCGGAAUCUGGUAGGCAUCGAGUUGAGAGGGAAUGGGCAAGUGUGAACAAGUACCACCACUAGGGGACUUGCCUUGUCUCGAGUCCUUACAGAUGGUCCGCUUACACAAUCUGAAGCGCAUUGGGGCUGAAUUCUAUGGUCUCGAUAUUAAUGCAAGGAGCAGCGCUUGUAGCAGUAGCAGUAGCAGAGAGGUGGAACCAAUAACUCUGUUUCCUAAACUGUCGCGUUUUGUUUUGGUGAAUAUGGGAAGUCUGGAGGAGUGGUUAGAUGCAAUGGUUCCCUCGGAUUCUUCUUCAUCAAUUAAAGUAUUCCCUAAUCUCCGAGACUUGAGAAUCUCAGGGCUCCCCAAGUUGGCUGUUUUACCAGAUAUGGAGAACUUGACAUCUCUUAAGGAGUUACAGAUAACGAGAUGCGGGAGUUUGGCUUGUAUAAGGAAUUUGAAUAGCCUCACAUCUCUUGAAUCCUUAUACUUAAGUGACUGCCCUGCUUUAUUAGAUGCUUCUCUAGAUAUGGAAAACCCCCAAUCCCUACGUAUUCUAGGCAUCUCAGGAUGUGAUAAGUUGAAUCCUUCGUUGAGUAAUAAUCUUGAGAAGUUCACGUCGCUCCAGCGGCUGACGAUCCGUUCUGAUGACCUUGGUUCUUGGCCAAUUAUGGUUCUCCACCAUCUGGCCAACCUCAGAUCGUUGGAACUCGGUGGCUUCUCUGACGACCAUGAUCAUUUCCCGUGGCCACACCCCAUCACCAAUCUCGUCUCUCUGGAGCGUCUUGUAUUGCGUGGAUGGCCAAAAAUCACGUCUCUCCCAGACCAAAUUCAGCAUCUCUCUACCUUGAGAACUUUAAAUAUGUGGGAGUUUGAGGGGUUGGAAGUUCUUCCAGAGUGGAUGGGUAGCCUUCGGAAUCUUCGAGAAUUGGAGAUUAAUAAUUGCUCUAACCUCAGACAAUUGCCCUCUGCAGAAGCAAUACGACACCUCACCAAUUUAAAUCAACUACGUAUCGCUAGGUGUCCUCUUUUAGCAGAGAGAUGCACCAAAGGAAGUAGCGCAGAGUGGCCCAAGAUUGCACACAUUCCCGAUGUUUAUAUCGAUGGAAAAGAAGUUUGACUGGUUUCGCAUUUGGGAAACAAACUGUAACUGGACAACAACCAAGAACAACGACCAAAGUAUUUCCAUGAGAACACCUGAGUUACAGUUUUACAGUAGUGUUACGUGUCUGCUGAGUGCCCUGUUGUGUUGGAAUGAGAGUCAGAGCCAUGCGUCCAAUGAUGAGUGACUGAGUCCACAAGCGGGAAUCGACAAUGGUGCAGCAGUGAGGAAAAGAGUUGCAAAGCGGUGAGCUGAGACCACAUUCAAAUGUUUGGGGGAUUUUGAUGAAUCUUGUUCUGACUAACUAUUUUGAUAAUAAAGGGAUUGUUUGUUGACUCAGUACCUCAUCGUGUAUAUCUUUAUUGCUGUUGACAUGUUUCUCAAUGUCCAACUCUAUUGUAAUGGUGGUCAUACAGAUUUUUUUGAGCCGAGGAGAGGAUUGCGUCAGGGAGACCCUCUCUCGCCUUACCUAUUUAUUUUGUGUGCAGAAGGCCUUUCGUCACUUAUCCAUAAGAUGGAGCGACAGGGAUUAUGGAGUGGGAUUCGAAUUGGUAGAGGGGGCCCUUCAAUCUCUCAUCUUCUAUUUGCAGAUGAUAGUCUAUUUUUUGCUAGAGCAGAUGAGCAGAGCAUCCAGGCCAUCCAAGAAGUACUGCGGGUCUAUGGGAGAGCAUCUGGUCAGAAGGCCAACUUUCAAAAGUCUCGGCUAUAUUGCAGUAGCAACAUGUCACAAGAAAGGCAAGGCCAACUGUGUGGGCUGCUAGGAGUGCAAGAGGAUGAUGGAAAAGGAGUUUAUUUGGGAUUACCAUACAUGGUUAGUAGGUCAAAAACUGAGAUCUUUGGUUUUAUUAAGGAGCGAGUUUGGAAGAAGCUCAAAGGGUGGAAGGAGAACACUUUAUCACAAGCCGGAAAGGAGGUGCUAAUCAAGGCAGUAGCUCAGGCUAUUCCCACCUAUGUGAUGUCCUGUUUUAAGAUCACAAAAAAGCUAGGGGCUGAUAUUAAUUCUCUCAUACGGAACUUUUGGUGGGGUCAAAGAGGGCAGGAGAGGAAAUUGUGUUGGCUGAAAUGGGAUCAAUUAUGUAAAUCAAAAUCCGAAGGUGGUUUGGGUUUUAGAGACAUGGAAGCCUUUAACCUUGCUUUACUAGCAAAACAAGGGUGGAGGAUAAUUAAAAAUCCUGAAUCUCUGGCAGCCAGAGUUUUAAAGGCCAAAUACUUUGCUAAGACAGAUUUUCUGAGUGCCAAAUUAGGGAGUCAUCCAUCUUAUCUUUGGAGGAGUUUAUUAGAUGGAAGAGAACUACUGCAAAGGGGUUUAGUGUGGAGAGUGGGUGAUGGAACAAAUAUAAAGGUAUGGGAUGAUGCUUGGGUACCUUAUCCUCCUUUCUUCCGAGUUUCACAAUGUUCCAAAACAUUAUGGCCAGACGCUAAAGUAUGUGACCUAAUUGAUGCCCAUUCUGGUGGUUGGAGACAGGACUUGCUCUAUGCUCUAUUCUUGAGUCAUGAGGUACAGAAUAUUCUGAGAAUUCCUCGUUCUCCAGGGUGGGCUAAGGAUGAGUUAAUCUGGUAUUAUAACAAAAAUGGAAGUUUUGAUGUUCGGUCAGCGUACCAUCUCGCAAGAACCUUGCAGAGGUUGGACGAAGGUGGGGAGGGGGCAUCAUCCAGUAGCAAAGAGAAGUCUUUCUGGCUUAAGGUUUGGAAUUUGAACAUCCCUCCAAAGGUUAGAAUUUUUGCUUGGCGCGCUUGCUCUGGUAUUCUACCUACGGGGCAGAACUUAUCAGCGAGGCUAAGGAAAGACGUACUACGUUGCAGUUGGUGUGGCUGUGAGCAAGAAACUGAUAAGCAUGUAUUCUUUGAGUGUGGUUUUGCUCAAGAAGUUUGGGAGCGAAUGGGACUGCUGAGAGCAAUUCGCAAGUCUGCUCCAUCAAACUUCAAGGACUGGUUUGACUGCUGUUUGAAGUUUCACAGUGUAGGAGUAGCGGAACUCAUUGUGGUCACCAUGUGGAUGAUUUGGAAAAGCAGGAACCAAGAAUUAUUCGAGGGCAAGGUACGGGAGGCGACACAAGUGGGCGAAUCUGCGAAGGCUUUCUUGCAAGAGUAUUGCAAUAUCCAUAACAACAAAGGAUUACGGCAACAUCAGGAGUAUACCAAAUGGGUUGCACCAGAGGAGAAUUAUUUGAAGAUUAAUGUGGAUGGAGCCUUCGCUGAAGAAGCAGCUGGAAUAGGGGUGGUGGUUAGGGAUCAUUUGGGUCAAGUAGAGGCUGCAAUGGCAGCACGGGUUAAGGGAGCUCACAGUGCAGAACAUGUGGAAUGCUUGGCCUUCUUAAGUGCCCUGGAGUUCGCAAGAGAUUUUGGAAUCACACAUUUUUUGCUAGAAGGGGAUGCAUGCUUUAAGAGUCGUCCAGAGGAUUAACAGCAAUGAACCCGACAUGUCCCUAAUAGGUAAUGUAAUUCAUGGCAUCCGAUCUAUGCUGAAUUCUUUUGAUUAUGUCAAGAUUAGUCAUGUAAAGCGGACUAAUAAUGGUCCUGCACAUAUCAUGUCUAAAUUGUCAUUAACUCUAGAGGGAAGUAAUGUAUGGUUUGUAAACUUCCCUACGAAUGUUACUGAAGCUGCUCUUGCUGAUAUGCAAUGAAUGGACGUUUUUUCUUCAAAAAAAAAAAAAAAAAAA